AUGAAAGGUCAGAGAUAGAAUCCUUAUGAUCAGUAAAGUGAUAACUACGACGAGUCUGUGCACAAUUCUGAAGAAGAUGAAAACUUCUACACAGAUAGAGAACACGCUAAUAACUCUAACCAGAGAAACUCUAAUUUAUAGUAAUAGCAAAAGAUGAAAAGUAAUCUAAGUAAAGGGAACUUAAACAAUAUCAACAUUAGUCCAGAUAAUAUGUACAGCACAGCUUCAUUCGAUCAGUAACAGCUUCAGAAAAAUUAAGCAAAUAAAUCUAGCAAACCUCAACCAGUUAAAGCCAAGCCUUUCUAAUAGUAGCAAUUAACGAUAGAGUAGAAUCAAGAUCCGAUAACUGCUGAUCAAAUGGGCGAAAUCAAUCACAAACUCAAAGCAGAACUAAGUCAACUGAUAGAUAGACUUGAAAUGGCUCUCAAUAAGUUCAAAGAACGCAAGGAGAAGGACAAGUUAAGAUAUGGAAUUGGAGCAGGCAUUAAUGGAGGACUCUUUGGGGGCUAAAAUGGCUAGGACUUGCCAGAUGACCUGAUUUAGAAGGAAAAGGAACUUAAAAAUGCUCAAUAGAGAGCUAUAAAUGUAAAGAAGGAGAUAUAGAAAAUCAAGAGGAAGCUUGACACCAAUAUUGAUAUCAAUACUAUCACAGAACUUGAAAACGAGAUCAAGAAUAAAAAGAUACUCUUAGAUAGACUAGAGGACUAAAAUAACCAGAUCAAAAAGGUAGGAUUUUAGCAGUAGAGAGCGAUGGAGGAUUUGAAUAAGGAAGAGGAGCUGAAUUCUUAGUUAUCUUAGAUAAAUAUGCAAAUCAGACAGAUUAAAAUUGACACCCGCUAGAUAAACGAUCAGUACAAGGAACUAGACAAGCAAAUGCAGGAGGAACAUAAGGUUAUCUACGAUUUAGAGGAACGUUUCAGAAAGAUCAAUGCUCUCAUCAGCACUAAAAAGAGAAAGACUAAUAAUAGUCAGCAUGAGUAAAUCAUCGACCCAGAUGAUUAGUUAACAGAGGAAGAACUCGAAAUGCAAAUAAAAGCACUUGAAGACUAGAAACUAGAUGGCGAGCGAAAGGCUAAAAAGCAGAUAUCAGACUUAGACAAGCAACUACUUACAGUCAAGGAAGAGGUUGAGGUGAAUGAGAUUAAAUUAAGAGGAAAAGAGCAGGAACUCAAGAUAGCUGACAUUAGAGUCAGAGAUCUCAAAAGGCAAAUUUAGGUUUUGUAGCAAGCUAAAAUCGCUUAAUCGAACUAGCAGUCGUAACAGGAUACGCCUCACUAAACUCAGCAGCAAUAGUAGAAUCAGUUUCAUGAUUAAAAUUUGGGAUAGUCAAAGCAAAUUAAAAAGGGAGGUCUUUAACAGCAAAAGCAGCUAAUUCAGUAAAAGAUUGAAUGA
Stylonychia lemnae is the source of this 1392-nucleotide messenger RNA. The record is from the annotation of a GenBank genome assembly. Lineage: Eukaryota; Ciliophora; Spirotrichea; Sporadotrichida; Oxytrichidae.